AUGUCAGACGACGUGAAGCAGGUUUUCGCCGACGCUGUGAAAGCAACCAAAGGCCUCAAUAAGCUACCUUACGGUGACAGGGGUCUCCAAGACCUGCAAGCGUGUGUGGAUCGGGCGCCGACGUACCCCGAAGACGACCCCGAUCCCGGUCAUUGGGCUAUCGACAUCUUCGCGAUCGCCGACUUGUUGACCAAGCUGAUGUUUCCCUCGGUCGCGAAUGGAAUUGCGAGUUUGGAAAGCAACGAUGACCCUCAGAAUUUUCAAUGGUCUAAUACCCUCUGGGCGGAGGCCCGGGGCAAGGGAGAUCCCGACCAGAUGGAUUCCAUCGUCCGCUUCUGCGGCCGCGUGGCCAGCUUCGACAUGUGCCUUCUCGAUGCGAUCACCGGGUUCCAGGUCCCCGCGAAGACAUUCACCGUGACCAAGGCCUUCUAUGAAAUGAGUGAGACCGGCAGUGGGGCCCGCGCUGUGGCAGAUGAUGUGUCUUGCUACAACGAGGGCCAGUACGGGUUGGUGGGGGACAAUCGUCCGGUCAGAGAUGAAGCUUGCGGUUUACACACUCCGUUGAUGGUUUCUGGUUUCCUGCCGGAAACCCCCAUUGCACUUGCCGAUGGGAGCUCACGACCGGUGGAGGACUUACGUUCAGGGGUGCAAUGCUGGCUCCUGAUCACCCGGAAAAACGGCCAGUCUCCCUGCAUACCUGCCUCGCAGGUGUUCCAGACAACUACCGGACCACGGGCAGUAGAUGUGAAGGGAGCCCGACGUUUCAACCCCUAUCGACACAUUGGCCAGCUCGCCGUCGGACACAUGCUCUUCCGGGUAGAGGGACAGGAAUGGAUUACGGUGGAAAUCAAGUCUAUCGACCAAGACAAGGUGCCUCCAUCGGAACUGACACACACGCUGGCGUUGGCUGCGGAGCACCAGACCUAUCACGCACAUGGUUAUGUGGUUGAGACGAAUGCCCCCUGUCAUACACCUGGAAAAACCAGAUGGAGGCUACGCCAGCGCUUGAACUGGGAACUAUUCGGUCAAUACAAUUCUUCAGAGGGAAAUCAUCCUGUGUCAUGGAAUUCCAUCGCUUCUCUGUCGUUUAGAGACUGGGUCAACCUCAGAAAGGCCCAUGAAGUACCUAAAGGGGUGGCAAUUGAACGGCUCAAGAGAAACUUUUCCCUCGACGCUCAUGCCCCGGAUCGCCUACCAGCCGGAUAUGAGCUUCCGACUUUGACCCUACUAGUCGAUGGCUAUUUCAUGGUCGACGACGAUGUGCAGCUCCGAAGCACCUAUGAUCCCCGCCAGAGAAGCAUCCAAUGGGCGCGCCUCUUCGAGCAUGGAGUUGUGGAGAUCUACUCCCAUGCAACCGCAGGACGCGGGGCUAUCUACCUAUCUUCCGAAUCCGAGCCUCAGAAAACGCUCUGUCGGGACCAGACCCAUUCCUUUGAGGCACAGGGACGAAGCCUGAACUCCCGAUUAACCAGCACGAGGCGGGCGGCUGACGAUGACAUCGACAUCCCCGGUGUUCGAUUACCUGCACUUGACGAUCUAAGAGACAAAAUCAACCAAAAGUAUGGGCAACACCUGGGAGACUUGUACCAGGUGGUAGGGAAGCUGUACAGCAGUAACGAGACCUACGAGAGCUAUGACCUGUAUAACAAGACCUUCGAUGUGGGCUUCUCGGAUCUGGACAUUGAUGUGACUAUACCAGCACUCUUCCAGGAGGUGACGCUCAAGCUCGAUGAUAGCGACAUUUUUGAUGAUAAGAUCACUGGCUACUUCUUUGAAUACGAUCCGACGAAACGAGAAAACAAGGGCAACCGUCAUCUGGUAAAAGGGACUCUGAAGGAUGAUUCAGCAGUUCAGGCCUGUCGCUCCAAGAUCUCCCAGGCGUACGCUGCCAUCACAAGACCUGGACAGAUCGACACUGUCGCCAACGAACGGCUUCGACCAGCACGAAUCACCGAGACUCUUCCCUCCUCCACCGCGCUGAGUAUCAAAGAUCUCAUCAACCUCGCAGGCUACGAUGAAAAAUCGGUCCUCAAUAAAACGCAAACACUUAUCAAGGAAAUGAUGCUGUACCAGAUGAAUGGUGAUCAAAGGGAAAAGAUCCUGCAUAAACCCAGGCCGGACAAGGAUUUUCCAGCCUCUCUCGCCGGCAACCUUCCACAGAAGCUGAAAGUUAUCUUCAAGAACAAGUACGCCCCUGCGUUCAUUUGUCGCUACGUCGGGCGGACGUCAAGUUACAUGAAUGAUUUCACGGAAAAAGAGAUGAACAACCUCUGGUACUGGUGGCAGGGGAAUGGCAAAAACAGUCUCUCGCAGAGUGAAGAAUACAACGACAUCAACCGCCUAGUUUCUUGGGAGGCGAUGUUUCGGAUGAAUAAGGAGAAAUUGGAACCGUACCGAGCAGACAAUCCGGAUAAUUGGGCUGAACAGCUUUACACCUUCCUUCUCAAUAACCCUCGCCAGCUGCGCAAGUGGGCGCAUUUUCCCAUCGAUGACAGUGUCAGUACCGUCUCGUCACCCUCCUACCCUCUUUCUCCAAUGUUCGAGGCAACCAGUUCCAUGCUAACAUGUCAUUCAUUUUUUGGGAUUCCAAGUACCCAUGGCUACACGAUUCCAUAUCCAUCCAUUUCAAGCGAUGUGGAGGCGGCGUUGCGGGGGCAGAUCGAAGAGUUUGAGAAACAGAACAACUUGAACCAGCAAGCUGAUGCUGAGCAGCGCGCGGCAGCGAUCCUCGAUAAAAGUGCCACAUUCAUGAAGGAGAUCGCCGGUUCCAGACCCCUUGCCAUCGCUUCGCCAGAAGCUUUGGUGCAACUACCCAGCCAUACGAAUAAUCAGGCGGAUCAACUGAUUGCAUACCAGGUUGGCAUGACGCUGGCAGUGGCGGCGGUGAAUCUCUGGUCCCUCGUUAAAUCGUGGGAUGCCAUGUCUGAUUCUCAACGAACGGAUGUGAUCAUCCAAGUAAUUCGUAAGGUGGCUGACGAUGUCGAUAAAGCGCUGAAUGCUUUUAAGAGUUUCCAUCAGAGCCUGACGGAAGAAAUCAUGGAGAAUGGGGAGACGAUGGACGAGGUGGCGGAGAAGAUCGCCGGUGAUGAAGACUAUCGAGUGGCCAUCGCCGACGGGCUUCAUUCCGAGGGAGCUACCACGGCGCCGGAGGGCGAAGAAACGUGGAACGAAGAUCUUAAUGCCAUUGCCGAUGAUAUUCCCCUCAGCUAUGAAGAAGCAGCCAAACGGUUCAACUGGUCGGGCAAGCUGCUACGGGUUUUCAACGCCAUCCCGGGCCUCGGUCUGGUAGUUGCCACGUCUUUCUCCCUCGCCAAUGACUGGAACUCUCUGUCGGAUCCCGGCAAAGUCCUGGGCGUGUUGAAUGUUGUUGUCCAGGGAUUGACGGUACUGCUGGAUAUGAUCGAGGUCGGAUCCGACAUCGGGCUCUGGGCCGUGACUGAAACCAUGAGCGUGGCGUUACCGAUCCUUGGGGCUGUUCUGGCGGUGGUUGGCAUCGUUCUCGUGAUUGUCCAGGUCCUGAUCAACUUCUUCAUGGGCACCAAGCCCCCUCCCGACCCUAUAGCCGAUUUCAUCGAGGAGGAGGCAUAUGGGCGGCUCAUCGACACCUUUGAUACUGCUUCCUCCCCCCAGCUCUCAUACACGAUCUCCGACCUCAAGGUCACCGCAGGGCAAGUGAAGACCAUCACAAUCAAGGGAGAAAACAAGUCGUCCGACGAUGUGACCGUAUCUAACGCCGUCAUAACUCUCUAUUCCGGGGACGACAGUGCGUGCCUCUUCAGCAACGGGGCCGACGAGACCGAGAAUAUUCAGUUGGUGGAUGAUAGCGAUUCAAACCACGACAGCGAUGGAUACACAUAUGUGACUCCUGCCGACACUACCGCGGCACAAUUUCCCACCCCCGGAAGACUCGGGAAUACGUCUGCGUACUACGGAUAUGACCUCCAGAUGGCGGGUCCUCCAGCCACGUCCACCAAGCUGAAGGAACUUGUUGUCAAGGCGUGCGAAUAUUUCGAGUCCAUCUGGACGGCCAAGAUCAACAAAAAGGGCGACUCGGAUGACAGCUCCGUCAGUGGGAUUGAGAUUGUCGAGAAUGGGCUGAAGGAUCGAUGCCAGGUGCAGUUCGCGUUGCAGCGAGUUUAA
This is a messenger RNA of Aspergillus affinis, 4140 nucleotides long. RefSeq lists its product as uncharacterized. NCBI's taxonomy places the organism in Eukaryota, Fungi, Ascomycota, Eurotiomycetes, Eurotiales, Aspergillaceae. The transcript is spliced from 12 exons. The record is from RefSeq and is a predicted model, not a curated record. Bases 1 to 4140 code for a protein of 1379 amino acids.